Messenger RNA from Sinocyclocheilus anshuiensis, 1010 nucleotides. RefSeq names its product reprimo, TP53 dependent G2 arrest mediator candidate b (gene rprmb). The record is from RefSeq and is a predicted model, not a curated record. The transcript has a single exon. Bases 274 to 591 code for a protein of 105 amino acids. Lineage: Eukaryota; Metazoa; Chordata; Actinopteri; Cypriniformes; Cyprinidae.
CGCCGCUAAACACUGAACUCUAGUCGCAGGGGACGAGCUCAGCCUUGAUUGUGUGAGUUCUCAGGAGUCAGACCCCUGUCCUCUGCAGACCAGAGCCCCUAAUUACCUAAACAACAGGUCCGAGAAGAACCAUCCUCUUUACUGCAUGUCGGCCCAUACAUUCUGUCAAGCUCUUCUUUGCGCUUGUGACUUUAAAGCACUUAAGGAAACUUCAGCCGCUGUUUUGUACGCACCUGCUCCUCUCUUCCAAAGGAACCCGGAUAGUAGUUCAGAAUGAAUUCAACGGUUUUUAACGACUCAGACAGUGUUUCGUUUUCCAACAGAAGCAGCGAGAGCUUUCUUUCGUGCUGUAAUUUGUCCUCAGUGGUGACGGACAGCGGGGUUGUGUCCACGGCGCUGGACGAGCGCAGCGUGUUCAUCAUGCGCACGGUGCAGAUCGCGGUGAUGUGCGUGCUGGCGCUCACCGUGGUCUUCGGCAUCUUCGUUAUAGGCUGCAACUUGCUCAUUAAGUCCGAGGGCAUGAUCAACUUUCUGGUCACGGACAGAAGAUCGUCAAAGGAUGUCGAAGCGGUCAUCGUGGGAUCGUUCUAGUGCGUAAAAGUUUCAUGGUCAGAUGGGAGGCGCGCAUUGGUAAUAUGUGAAACUAUCCGUAUUGCCCUCCAGAAACAAAGAUGUUUUAAGACGGUAGAAGAAACAUUACAUUUAUGAUUCAAUGUUUACCGUUGGGGAAAGUGCAGUUUAUGAGAAAAGUAAAGGUUCAAGUAACGUGAGACCUGGAGACUGCAAUGAAUAUUAAAUAGAUGAGAGGAAACAUCUGGACAUGGACUGUUUUGCCCACUCAAUGGACCUUGAGUGAUUAAUGUUCAUGUGAUUAAUGCUUGUGAAACAAACUGCUGUUUUCAGACUGCCGAGAUUUAUGUGGGUAAACACUACGUACAUUUUGAGUAAUGCAUUUAAAGUUUAAAUGAAGGUAUAAUUUGAUACUGUAUGUGUAACUAAAGGUCUUCUUA